Molecule: messenger RNA, 2470 nt
Organism: Dipodomys spectabilis (banner-tailed kangaroo rat)
Lineage: Eukaryota; Metazoa; Chordata; Mammalia; Rodentia; Heteromyidae
Gene: Rnf187
Product: ring finger protein 187
Exons: 8
Coding region: 1-1485 (494 amino acids)
Source: RefSeq, a predicted model, not a curated record
AUGCAGGUUAACACGGACACUAAAGGAGAUGCGGACGCAGCCACGCGUGCCGGGAAGCGCAUCGCCGCCUCUGACUGCGGGAAGCAGCGAGCCCGCGGAGCCCGCAGUGAGCACGGGGCUUUGCGCAUCGCUGCCUCUGACUGCGGGAAGCAGGAGCCCGCGGUGCGCACGGGGCUUUGCGCAUCGCCACCUGACUGCGGGAAGCAGCGAGCCCGCAGUGCGUACCGGGGCUUUGCGGUGAUGUCCGGCUGUGCCGGCAGUGGAUUCCCACCUGUCCACGCUGUGUUCCCAGUGGAGCCCCAGCUGUCCCCACUGCAAGACCACACUGACGUGGUCUACACCUACGGUACUUGUUUCCUCGUGGUGCUGAGGAAGAAACUUAGGGCCUUCACAUGUCAGGAUCUCCCCGUGAGGAAGAGACGCCCGCCGGCAGAGCCGCCAGCGCGCGCGGCUCUCGGCUUCCAGGACCCCGGAGGGGAGGCGCGCCGCCGGCAGGGCUGGACCGGAAGCGCGCUCGGAGGCCGGGACCCCGCCCUGCCCACACGCUUCCGGCGUUGGCGUAGGCGACGUCGCCGACGUCGUCCCGGUCCCGGCCCCGGCCCCGGCGCGCCGCGAGCCGUCCCGAGCGCUCGCCCCGGCCCGCCGGCUCCCCGGCGUCCUUCCCGCGCCGCCGCCGCCGCCCCGCCGCCCGCAGCCCUGGCGCUCCCCGCCGGCCCCGCCGAGGCCGCCUGCGCCCUGUGCCAGCGCGCGCCCCGCGAGCCCGUGCGCGCCGACUGCGGCCACCGCUUCUGCCGGUCGUGCGUGGUGCGCUUCUGGGCGGAGGAGGACGGGCCCUUCCCGUGCCCCGAGUGCGCCGACGACUGCUGGCAGCGCGCCGUGGAGCCGGGCCGCCCGCCGCUCAGCCGCCGCCUGCUGGCCCUGGAGGAGGCGGCCGCCGCCCCGGCGCGCGAUGGCCCGGCCAGCGAGGCGGCGCUGCAGCUGCUGUGCCGCGCCGACGGGGACCCGCUGUGCGCCGCCUGCCGCAUGGCCUCGGGCCCGGAGCCGCCGGAGUGGGAGCCGCGCUGGAGGAAGGCGCUGCGCGGCAAGGAGAACAAAGGGUCGGUGGAGAUCAUGAGGAAGGACCUGAAUGACGCGCGGGACCUGCACGGCCAGGCCGAGUCAGCCGCCGCUGUGUGGAAGGGACAUGUGAUGGACCGCAGGAAGAAGGCCCUGACUGAUUAUAAGAAGCUGCGGGCUUUCUUUGCUGAGGAGGAAGAGCACUUUCUGCAAGAGGCUGAGAAGGAUGAGGGCAUCCCGGACGAAGAGCAUGCCGACCCUGCUGAGCGGUUCCGGUGCCUGCUUCAGGCUGUGUCAGAGCUGGAGAAGAAACACCGAAACCUGGGCCUCAGCAUGCUGCUGCAGGGACAGGAGGAAGAAGUCAGACAUUCAAUUAAAGCAGAAGCCAAAAGGCCGAGAAUCCCAGAGAGAGAUGCUCCAAUUUAUUAGAUCUUUGAGAAACAAAAAAUGACGUGCUCCUAGGAGUGAGUGGCAUCGGGAAGGUAGAGAUAAAAAACGCCUUCUCCCAGCCUUACUGCCGAGUGCGCUACACCUGGCAGGUUUUGCCAGAUUUUAAAGUCAGUGACUCAAGAACCCAGCAAUUCCAUUGUGGUGUUUUCUGAAGAAAUCCUCUUCAGUGCACAAGGUUACGGUACAUCCUGUGUAGUUCCACUAUUGGAAGUGGUGGUACACAGGAGCAGACAUCUACACCCUGUUCUGGAGAGGAGGAAGGUAAAUGGGAGGAGACCAUGGGGUAGGUCACACCUCUGGGAGGGAUAAACUGACACAGCUGCAUAGCGGGACUGCAGGGCGCCAUGUAAUGGAGACACAGGGCUACCGUUACACCUGCAUACACAGCAGUCCAUGUUUCAAAAAGACACUAUAGGCUGAUCGCCAAAUGGCAAGAGAAAUUUGGAAGAAGACUAAGACUGAGGGCAUGAGUUGGCUCAGAACAAGAAGGAAACAGGCCCGCGGUGGAAGCGCCCUACCUUGGGCCUUCCUUUGCUUGUCUGUAGGAAGCCAAGUUCUAGGUCAAUUUAAGUCUGACCUAGUUUGGAGUUUUUGCAGUAGCACCUUACCAAAUCUCCGGGAGUAGAGCUAGUGAAAAGAGCCUUCAACGUUUUGUUUUGGGAACAGUAAAAUGGUGAGCAUACUGGAACAGGUUUGCGCCCAGUCCAGUAGAUUAACAAUGAAUGCAGUGACCUCUUAGCAUCCACAGGAACUGGUUUUAAGAGCAAACUCUGUGCCCUCAAGUACGUAUUUAAAAUGUCAUUAUUAUUUGCAUGUAACCUGUACACAUCUUUAGUUUUGAUCAUCUCUAGAAUACUAAUAUCUAAUGCAAUGUAACUGCUGUUUAAAUCGCUUUAUAUUGUUUAAAGAACAAUGACGAGAAAAGCCUGUAUGUGUUCAUUACAGAUGAAUUUUUCUCCAAAUA